AUGGAUGGCCCGGCUCUCUAUCGCGCAGGAAAGCGAGUUUUCCAAGUCUUUGAAAGUUUGUUAAAUUUACACAGCGGCACACUUCAAACGCACUUUACCAAAGAGGAACAAAGGUUUCGAUUAUGCGCGCAUAGCUUAGGCCUUCAUCAUCAAGGCCAUAGCUCUCUCGACUAUCGGGUCCGCGAUGCCGUCCUGGUCAAGUCCCAGCUACUACGUCUGCUCAGUGCUUUGCUUAAUCACCUUGAGAACACCCUGGCUGUUCUGAAAGGCGACCGCCUUCCAUUUGAACAACAAGCACGGGAUUUGGAGACUCAGAGUUCAUCCGAUAACGACAGUAGCAGGUCGUCGAAUCAGAGUGCCAUUGGCUCUGUUAGCAGCGAGGAAUCUACUCAUGAACUGGACUUUCGUCAAAAUGGAAUUACAGAGACCAUCAACGCGUUGUACGGUCUGGCAGCGCGAAUUAGAAGCCCUCGAAACCGACCUGAAAGAGCUACACAAGAGCUCUUUCGACACAUCGCAGCACAUGAAAGGGAGCAGUAUAUCAAUGAAAGAGCAGAAGUCGAAAUCGUGAUUCUUGUUCAUCGACAUAAGCAAUACCUAGUGCAAACUUUUCAACCUUCACAAAACUCUACAAUCCACAAUGACAUCCUGGACAAAUACGCCUCGGCGUCUAAUCACCUCCUACGGAGGAUUGGCAUGGCCAACGUUCGACGAAGACAACAGUUCAUCUACUGGAAGGAACACACUGCCAGGAUAAGCCGGGACCCAACGCAGACCGUGAGACCAACUGGCUCAAAUAAGCCUGCCACCUCUGAAGCUCUUUUUCGGACGGGAAAUACACCAGGUGCCACUGUUCAUCUUGCUACCCCCUCGGCUAUUUCAAGACACGAACAUUCAGAGGCAACUUCCGCUACAAGGUUGGACGAGAGCAAGUUCAGAUUUGACGACAACGAGUCUGUCUUCUCAUACCAGAGUCACGCAUCCACCGCUGUAAUUCCGGCUACCCAAAACCAGUUAGUGCUUCAGUGGCCACCUACGCCUAAAGAUCUCUUGAGUAGCGACUAUUUCACUUGUCCCUAUUGUCAUGUACUAUGUCCUGGAAGGUAUCUCGGGGAAAAGGCUUGGAAGGCACAUCUUAUCCACGAUCUCCAACCGUACCAAUGCACCCACGAAGUGUGUCAAGAUUCUCAUCGUCUCUACGGCUCAUACCGAGAAUGGAUAGACCAUGAGAACAUUCAUACAAAAUCAUGGCAUUGCGAUAAUCAUGUGGCACCAACAGAGUUUGAGAAGCAAGAGGAGUUUAUUUCUCAUAUUGAAAAAUUUCACCCUGACGCAAAACCAGAGCUCUUCUCACCAGAGCUAAUGGCCGCUGCAUUCAGACCAUCCACCAAACCAUUGCGGCCAUGUCCCCUUUGUCCCACUGGCUUCGAGGACAACAAAAUCAUGCACGAGCACAUCAAAGGUCAUUUAGAACGCCUUGCCCAUCAUUGCCUACCCGCGGAUCCUUUUAAUAAGAACCAACAUGAUGGUUUACGGGAAACCGCGGAUAGCGAUAGCCAAGCCGUACGGAAUGACGAAAAUUCGCAAGUUUUCUCGGAAACAUCGUUGCAAUGGCCUGAUGACACAAAUGUCCAGGAGUCGCCAAGUCCAGAUGAGUAUACGGCCACACACAAAUUUGAAGAUAUCCGUCUACAAUUUCAGCCAGUUCAACUAGGACGCGAGUCAGCCGAGGCCUGGCUUAAGGCAGUUACACCUGAUGCAUCAGGAGCACCUGAAAGCUCUUUCUCGCAAACGCUUCCGCUGCGUUUCAGCGAGUACUCUCAGCUUCCCGAGUAUGCCGAAAAUCGUAGCUGGCGCGAGCCCAGUUUUCAGACAUCGACAUUCCGGAACAGCCAUUUCAACGUGGCUCACUAUAAUAGCCCCGACUUUCAGCCAGAGGAAUAUCGCCCUGAAGGUGACGACACCCGGAAUCGAACAACAGCAACCCAGGUGGACCAUUUGGAAAUGGAGAAAAUACCAGACAUUGUCACGGAUGCAGAGGAAACGCAGCGACUAGACAGCCUACUGUUGAAGGCUGUAGUUGCCGGUGACACGGAUCUUACUAAACUAUUGCUGAACAAGGGCGCAAAUGUCAGUUUAAAAGACAAUUCCGUUGGCAGUCCACUUCAUGCUGCCAUAAGCCUAGGACACCUCGAAGUUGUGCAACUGCUACUAGACCAUGGCGCAGAUAUCGAUGCAAAGAGCAUAAGACAUGGGGGCGCUUUCCGAGCUGCGGUCAUUCGAGGUCACCAGGAAAUAGUACAGCUGUUACUACACCGGGAAGCGGCCAUCGAUUUCAAAAGUGACGAAUUUGCCAACAUGAUCCGCGCUGCAUCAGCACUGGGCCAUCAAGCAGUUGUUCAGCUAUUGCUGGAUAAACGUGAGGAAGUGACAGGGGAAAUGGCCGAGGAAAGUCUCAUUGGUGCCACUGGAAUGGGCAAAUUACUUGCAUGGCGCUCUCCAUUAUCUGGAGUUGAAUCCAGGGAAUGGCACUCAAAUGAAGAGCAUAUCCUGCAUCAAGACAAAGAUUCAUUAACCGCUGAAAACCAGCAACCUUACAAGUGCCACACGUGUGGAAAGGGGUUUGGAAGAGAAGAUUAUCUUGCAAUUCACGAAAAACCUUGCAAAUGUCCUGUUGAAGGCUGUGCUGCGAGCACAGCCGAAAGAAAAGACCUGGAUCGGCACAUCUGGACUCACCAUCUCGAUUAUGCUCGAGAGAACAACAUUCCAAGCGAGGUUCCCGCGGCGUGUGACUGGCCGGGAUGUAACUACCGUGGAAGGCUGGAUAAUUUGAAGAGGCACAAAAAUAACUCUCAUCACUGGAAACAUGCCCCAGAUGACGAGGUCAAUUUCCCAGGUACGGCAGCGGCAGAUUCGCAGCCUGAUAUCGCCAACCAGUCCAAACCCUCGAAACCCAGCAACACUGAUCCAUCAAGUGAGGACAUACAACCUCACAAGUGCCCUGUUGAAGGUUGCACGACCAGCAAGUCGGAAGAAAAGGACAUCAGCCGACAUAUAUGGACCUAUCACCCAGAUUAUGCUCAAGAAAACAACAUUUCUGACACGGAUCGGGUGGAGUGCGGUUGGCCGGGCUGCUGGUGGCGUGGAAGAAGGGAUAACCUGAAGAGGCACAAGGACACCAUGAAACACUGGGAAGCGUCAGACAAUGAGCUCGUCUCUGAGGAGAAGCCAUCAGGAGUACAGGCAUGCGACUGGCCGGGUUGUCAGUAUACCUAUGCAGGGAAGAAGAAGAGCAACCUGAAGAGACAUAAAGACCGGCACCAACACUGGAUUCGCCCAUCGGACGCCAGUCCUGGCGAGGAGAACUCGCUAGAGAGCUCGCCGACUACUGCUACCAACUCCCGACCGUCGCAAAAGCAGUCGUUGGAACAACAUACUCAGGAUAGAGCUCCCAGCACCGACAGCACGACUCAUGUUAUUAACGAUAAGACAAGUCAACCCCAAGGCAUCUCACCAGGCGAUAGUUCGGCGGACCAAUGGGACGGCUCACCUGAAAACACUCCAGAAGAAAAAAAUCUCUCGAAAGAGCGAGACAGUGGCCUAGAUCAGCUUGUUACAGAACUCGGCCCGGAGCUCUUGUCAGAGGCAUCGCGUGAGAAGCUUCAAUCACCUUCCGAACAACGUCUGCUAGUGUGGCAGCUCGAGGACGACGUGAAAAGACUUCAGAAUGACCUAGGCGAAGAGCACCCAGAGACGCUCGAAAAGAUGUCCAAGCUCGCGCUGUCGUGUGCGGAGAAUCAGGAUUUUGAAACAGCGGCAACUUGGCAGGAGAAGGUUUAUAAAAGUUACGAAGUGUUAUAUGGCAAUGAACAUCCUGAUACAGCAAGCUCCAUGGCCGAUCUCGCGGAAACCUACACCCAUCUGGCUCGCUUAGAGGAGUCUGAGGUGUUACGAAAGAAGGUGCUGGAAAUAAGGACUUGGACGCUUGGAGAGGACCACCCUGACACCAUAGUGGCUAUUCUCAGACUUGCCUCAACCUGUUGCAGCGAUAGAUAUUUCGACGAGGCCGAGGAAUUACGCACACAAGCUUUAGAAAGAAGAAAACGACUGCAGAGAGAGGAUGAUCCUGGCAUUAUGUCGGCCAUGGCCGAGCUUGGGACAAGCUAUUAUAAGCAGGGUCGCUUCAAGGAGGCCGAGGUGUUGCAAUUUGAAGUGUGGAACCUACGUGAGAAGGUGUUGGGUAAGGAGCAUCCCGACACACUUACCAGCAUAAACAACCUUGCGCUUGUGCUCGAUAGCCAGGGGAAGUACGAGGAGGCCGAGCAGAUGCAUCGGCAGACUCUACAGUUACGUGAGAAGGUGUUGGGUAAGGAGCAUCCCGACACAUUUAACAGCAUGAACAACCUUGCGGGUGUGCUCAAGAGCCAGGGGAAGUACGAGGAGGCCGAGCAGAUGCAUUGGCAGACGCUACAGCUAUGUGAGAAGGUGUUGGGUAAGGAGCAUCCCAACACACUUACCAGCAUGAACAACCUUGCGGGUGUGCUCAAGAGCCAGGGGAAGUACGAGGAGGCCGAGCAGAUGCAUUGGCAGACGCUACAGCUAUGUGAGAAGGUGUUGGGUAAGGAGCAUCCCAACACACUUACCAGCAUGAACAACCUUGCGAGUAUACUCACUAGCCAGGGGAAGUACGAGGAGGCCGAGCAGAUGCAUCGGCAGGAGCUACAGCUAUGUGAGAAGGUGUUGGGUAAGGAGCAUCCCGACACACUUACCAGCAUGAACAACCUUGCGCAUAUACUCAAUAGCCAGGGGAAGUACGAGGAGGCCGAGCAGAUGCAUCGACAGACACUACAGCUACGUGAGAAGGUGUUGGGUAAGGAGCAUCCCGACACACUUACCAGCAUGAACAACCUUGCGCGUGUGCUUAAUAGCCAGGGGAAAUACGAGGAGGCCGAGCAAAUGCAUCGGCAGACGCUACAGCUACGUGAGAAGGUGUUGGGGAAAGAACAUCCAGACACAUUGACUUACAAGGAGGAACUGACGCAGACCUGGGAUCUGCGAGAAGUUGCGGAAAGCUAG
Molecule: messenger RNA, 5076 nt
Organism: Podospora anserina S mat+
Lineage: Eukaryota; Fungi; Ascomycota; Sordariomycetes; Sordariales; Podosporaceae
Exons: 3
Coding region: 1-5076 (1691 amino acids)
Cellular component (GO): kinesin complex
Molecular function (GO): protein binding
Source: RefSeq, a predicted model, not a curated record